GCCAUUUAUGCCUCACUUCCUCGUGAUUCACGAUCGAUCCCCUCACGAAUUCCUUCGUGAGUCAUAUUUUGGAGAGGUUCUGCGCAAGUUCCUCGUGCUUUGAUUGUGCGAAUCGGAAGUUUCCAUAUUUCUGCAGAGUAUUAAGUUCUUCUUCCUUAACAGUAGGCAUAAUGUCACUCCCUGGUGACUGGGCUCAAUCUGCUGAUAAGCAGGAGUCAACACUAGCCUCAAGGGUCGGCGGACUGGCGCUUGGGUCCGGCGAUGGCUCGGGCGGCGCCAAAAUCCCCGCGCCCGCCGCCGCCCCCGCCCCGCUGCGUGCGCCGGCCGCUCGCACUGCCACUGCCGCCGCCACUGCCGCCGCCGCCCCGGCUGCUGCGGCCGGGGACGGCGCGGCGCCGGCCUCCAGCGAGGACGCGUACUCGGCCGCCGAGGCGUCCAUGCUACAGAAGGUGAUCCGCACCGGCCUCAUCACCAACAAGAACGAUAUCGAGGUGCAGCGGGCCGACCCGAGCUCCCCGCUCUACUCGGUCAAGUCGUUCGAGGCGCUCAACCUUCGUCCGGAACUGCUGAAGGGGGUGUACGCCAUGGGAUUCAACGCUCCGUCCAAGAUUCAGGAGAUGGCACUACCCAUCCUGCUGGCUGACCCGCCUCAGAACCUGAUUGCCCAAUCGCAGUCGGGAACCGGUAAAACAGCCGCCUUCGUCCUGGCCAUGCUGAGCCGGGUGGACAUCACCAAAAACUACCCGCAGGUUCUGUGCCUGUCUCCGACGUACGAGCUGGCGCUGCAGACGGGAGACGUGGCCCAGAGGAUGGCCCAGUACUGUCCCGACAUCCGGAUCAAGUACGCCGUCCGCGGAGAGGAGAUGGCCCGCGGCGCCAAGCUGGAUGAGCACAUCAUCAUCGGCACGCCGGGAAAGGUGCUCGACUGGGGCAUCAAGUUCCGCUUCUUCGACAUCAAGAAGAUCUCGGUAUUCGUGUUGGACGAGGCGGACGUCAUGAUCUCACUGCAGGGCCACCAGGACCAGAGCAUCCGAAUCCACAAAAUGGUGCCGAAGUCGUGUCAGAUGCUGUUCUUUUCGGCCACGUAUAACGGCGAGGUGAUGAACUUUGCAGAAGCCAUCGUCUCAAAUCCAGUCAUCAUCAAACUCAAACGAGAGGAGGAGAGUCUGGACAACAUAAAGCAGUACUACGUGGAGUGUAUGUCGGAGGAGUCAAAGUACCAGGCCAUCUCAAACAUUUACGGCGUCAUCACCAUCGGGCAGGCCAUCAUCUUCUGCCACACGAAGCGGACUGCCUCGUGGCUGGCCAACAAGAUGAUCGCGGACGGCCACAGCGUGGCGCUGCUCUCUGGCGAGCUGACGGUGGAGCAGCGUAUCAGCGUGCUGGACCGCUUCCGCGACGGCAAGGAGAAGAUCCUCAUCACCACCAACGUGCUGUCGCGCGGUAUUGACGUGGAACAGGUCACCAUCGUGGUCAACUUUGACCUGCCGGUCGACCAGACGGGCUCGGCCGACUGCGAGACCUACCUGCACAGGAUCGGGCGCACCGGCCGCUUCGGCAAGGCCGGCAUCGCCAUCAACCUGGUGGACGGCCGGCGCUCCCACGCAGUCCUCAAACAGAUCAUCGACCAUUUCGGUCGGAAAAUCAACCGAUUGGACGUAGAAGACGCGGACGAAAUAGAGAGGAUCAACAAGGACUAGGCUUUGCCGCUAGCUGGUUACCAAUUGCCCACCGUUCCGUCCAUCGUCACAGCGGGUCGGUGGGCGACACUCAAUCCCACGACUCUCGGCAUGCGCAGGGCUGGGCCGCGGAUGAGCUACACUCAAUCCCACGGCCCUCUGUGUGUGAGUGUGUGUGAGGGGUUAGGGGAACCUGUGCAUUCGGCUGGGCCGGUGGGCGAGACGCAAUUCCACGGCUCUGUGCGGGGUUGAUGCUCCCGUGUAUCCUGCUGCUGCUGCUGUUGAAGAUUCCGCCGCCAGGCCCCGUGUCCGACCUUUUCGAGACGUCAGUUCGGUGUCGGACGUGGGACAUCGAUGUGAGGUGACCCGGGCCGGCGCGGUGUAGUGCCGGUGGUACUUGUGAGUGUGGUACUAGUGUACCUGACCGGGUGCCUGACGUGCCAGUGAACCUGGCGGCGCCAUGAGCCCGGCUGUGGAGCGCCGUGAGUCUGUGACGCCGAGCUGUGAUCCUGCGAGGGUCGCUGGUUACGCUUCAGUUGGCGGCGAGGACCGGGUCUGUGCACCGCUUCACGCCGCCAUCACAUUUGUCCGUUCCAAGAAGGAAAUACAUUUUAUCUUUGUGCACA
Messenger RNA from Amphibalanus amphitrite, 2305 nucleotides. RefSeq names its product DEAD-box helicase Dbp80-like. Gene Ontology annotation, cellular component: nucleus; cytoplasmic stress granule. Gene Ontology annotation, molecular function: RNA helicase activity; ATP binding; RNA binding. Lineage: Eukaryota; Metazoa; Arthropoda; Thecostraca; Balanomorpha; Balanidae. Bases 171 to 1700 code for a protein of 509 amino acids. The transcript has 12 exons. Gene Ontology annotation, biological process: poly(A)+ mRNA export from nucleus. The record is from RefSeq and is a predicted model, not a curated record.